AUGCCACUUGAAAGUACGAUUAUCUGUAUUGACAAUAGUGAUUUUAUGCGUGAUGGAGAUUUUAUUCCGACAAGAAUGCAAGCACAACAAGAUGCUGUUUCACUUAUAUUUCAUGCUAAAACAAGAUCAAAUCCAGAAAAUAAUGUUGGAUUACUUACACUUUCAGAUGGAAGAGUUGUUACUCAAUUAACGAAUGAUGUGGGCAAAGUCUUUUCAAAAUUACAUUUAUUACCAAUAGAAGGAAAAACUGAUUUUUGUAAAGGAAUUAAAGUUGCUAAUUUAGCAUUGAAACAUCGUCAAGGAAAAAAUCAUCGACCACGUAUUGUUGCUUUUGUUGGUAGUCCACUUGAUGUUGAUACAAGUGAAUUUACAAAAUUAGCAAAACGAUUAAAAAAAGAAAAAAUAUCCAUUGAUAUUGUCAUAUUCGGUGAUGAAUCAUCAAAAGAAAAAUUUGAAGAAUUUAUUACGAUAGUCAAUGGAAAAGAAAAUACAAAUUGUCAUUUAAUAUGUGUUCCAUCUGGUGCUAAUCUACCUGAUACACUUAUUAAUACACCAAUUAUUCAAAGUGAAGAUGGUUCAGGUUUACCAACUGGAUAUUCAGCUAGUGCUUUUGCAUUUGGAAUUAAUCCUGAAGAUGAUCCUGAAUUAGCUAUGGCACUUCGUAUUUCAAUGGAAGAACAACGACGUGUACAAGAAGCUGAAAUAGGUCGUGGUACAGGUAAUGAAGGAGGUCAACAAAAUUCAACAGCAGCCAUAGGAACUUCUAGUACAAUAUCAGAUGUUCAAACAGGUUCUAAUGAAAUGGAUGUAACUCGUCUUACAGAAGACGAACAAAUUGCAUUAGCUAUUCAAAUGUCAAUGUCACAAGCUGAAAGUGGUAAUGUAAAUGAGGUUGAAAUGAAAGAAGAACCUACUGGUGAACAAACAACAAAAACAACUGAAGAACAACAAAAUCCGGAUUCAUUUGCAGCUUCACUUAAUGAUCCACAAUUUCUACGUGAUGUUCUUCGAGAUUUACCAGGUGUUGAUGUUGAUAGUGAAGCUGUACGUGCUGCACUUGAACAAGUCCAACAACAAAAACGAAGUACCGAUGAUAAUGAUGAAACAGCAAAGAAGAAAAAAGAUGAUAAAUAA
Adineta steineri is the source of this 1134-nucleotide messenger RNA. The record is from the annotation of a GenBank genome assembly. NCBI's taxonomy places the organism in Eukaryota, Metazoa, Rotifera, Eurotatoria, Adinetida, Adinetidae.